Molecule: messenger RNA, 2975 nt
Organism: Phyllostomus discolor (pale spear-nosed bat)
Lineage: Eukaryota; Metazoa; Chordata; Mammalia; Chiroptera; Phyllostomidae
Gene: CAB39L
Product: calcium binding protein 39 like
Biological process (GO): intracellular signal transduction
Molecular function (GO): protein serine/threonine kinase activator activity
Source: RefSeq, a predicted model, not a curated record
AUGCCCCCUCUAGCUAACUCAGAAGGCAUCAAGGACUCUGCCUUGCAAGACACUGACUCUUGGGAUUUGGGACAUACAGAAAGGCUACUUACUCCCUUGGUGCUUGUGCCCUUCCUGAACUUCACAAUGAUCCAGUGCAACAUGGCACAUGCUUUCCUGGACUAUUACUUGGAAGAUGAGGACAAGAUAACCCAGACCCUGAAGGAAAGAGCAGCCGUAAGAGGAUGUGAAAAGGCUUCUUCGAAUUCUGCGAUCUGCUCUUCAGUCAACUGGUCAGCCACUCUAUAUGAAGCCCCACAGAUUGCCUUACGUAGUGGAAUUAUGCUGAGAGAAUGUAUUCGACAUGAAUCGCUUACCAAAAUCAUCCUCUUUUCUAAUCAAUUCAGAGAUUUUUUUAAGUAUGUGGAGUUGUCAACAUGUGAUAUUGCUUCAGAUGCCUUUGCUACUUUUAAGGAUUUACUAACUCGACAUAAAGUGCUGGUAGCAGAAUUCUUAGAACAAAAUUAUGACACUAUUUUUGAAGACUAUGAGAAAUUGCUUCAGUCUGAGAAUUAUGUGACUAAGAGACAAUCUUUAAAGCUUCUAGGUGAACUGAUCCUGGACAGACACAACUUUGCCAUUAUGACAAAGUAAAUCAGCAAGCCAGAGAACCUCAAAGUGAUGAUGAACCUCCUUCGAGAUAAAAGUGCCAGCAUUCAGUUUGAGGCCUUUCAUGUCUUUAAGGUGUUUGUAGCCAGUCCUCACAAAACACAGCCUAUUGUGGAGAUUUUGGUAAAAAAUCAACCCAAACUCAUUGAAUUUCUCAGCAGCUUUCAAAAAGAAAGGAUGGACGAUGAGCAGUUCAUUGAUGAGAAGAACUACCUGAUUAAACAGAUUCAAGACUUGAAGAAAACAACCCCUUGAAGUCUCACCAAGAUUCCUGCCAUAGUUACUAUUUCAUUUGUUUAGUUUGUACAAAAAGUGUCAUGUCAUUUCAUCAAGUAAUCACUGUGGGAAGGCUUUUGAGUUGCCUGUUUUUUCUGUUUUUAGGGUAGAUGGAAUAUAAAUAUUUGAAUGAAAAAAAUUAACCUAGAAUAAUAUAUUCAUUUUAAUUAAGUAUGUGACAUUGAUAAAAGCAUUUGUAACCCUUUGUUGAUGAAAGGCAUGAGGGCCAUUCACUUGCAGACCUGAGCGUAAGUCCCUAUGAGCCCCUAAGGAGGAGCCCAGAUGAUGGGUUACAGAGUCCUCAAACAGGAUUAAAUUCUCAAAGGAGUGCUGGGUUUGGGGGCAGAAGGCACAAAGACUAUUUUACUUGUCUGCACUUAGACAAAUUCUUAAGGCACUGAAAGACCUGAGAAAAUAAGAUCAUGUUUUCUUGUUCACUGUCCCACAUUCCAUGCCUAGAGAUGUCCUCAGCAUACCUGACUCCUGGCACACCUCUAACUCCCCACUGAGGUAGGGAUAGCACAGAACCAAGGAUUUACAAUGCGGGGAGAGGCAUAGAGGACCCACGUGGUAUGACCUGCUUACUUGAGAACUUGGAACAGAUGGUUAAGAAUCACAGUUGCUAGCUAUAGUUAUUGAUCUUUCACACUGACUUCUAUAGCAUUCAUGAAUAUUUGGAAUAUUUCAUUCAUAAUUGUUAUUACAAGAAAAAUAUUUUGUGGUGAAAGUAUGUUUUAAAGUAGUAAUAACUACAUUAGGAUGCCUACCUAGUAUGUACAAAACCAUGGGUCCAGAGAGUUGCACAGGUCUUUAAAUUGCCUUUAUAAAUAAAGGAACAUUGCCAUUAGAAGGGCAGGUGACUAAAUACAUGAAAGUAUUAUCAAAUGUUUAAAAAAUAUCUGUUCACUUUAUUUUCUAAUAAGCUGUCAUUCCUCCCAUUAAAGUCUUUGGUGAAAAGGUAUAAUAGAAAAACUGUAAAAUGUUAGUCCCAAAUACUCUCUUGCAUACUAGGAUUAUUAAGGAGUUAAUUUGUGGUUUUUUAAAAAAAAGUCAUGAAACAACAAAAAAGGUUAUGGUUUGUUUUCAGAUAUCAAGUAUGUAAAAUGGCAUUUUAAAGCUAUACUUACAACACAUUAAAUGAACAAUUGUUAAACUGUAUUUGUUUUCAAAGUUAUCUUUCCAAAUCAUGAGUUAUUGCUUUCCAUGGGAACCUUCACUUCUUACAAUAUUGGGACUAAUAUUGUUCAACCACAUGAUUUUCCACCUAGAGAAGGAAAGAUCCCUGUCCAGAGAUCCUUCUCCAGGAUGAAUGCCCUGUCUAGAUUUUGCAUCUAAAGAAUUAUCUGGUCGGGUUUCAUCCUUUUUCCCUGGGGCACAAAUGGCCCAGCCAAAAUAUUCUCUGUAUUCGUUAGUGUCCAGCAUGGACUCCUGAGGCAAAUGGUGUCAGACCUGUGGGAUCUUCUAGCAGCUCUGGCCAAUGCUAGCAUGGGUGGGUCAGCCAACAGUCCAUCUAAUAACCUUCGUUCUUUAGUCACUGAAAUCUGAGUUCUUUCAUAACAUUCCCAGACAGUCCAAAGUCUCUAAGCAUUUGACUUUUAUGGUUUUACUUAUUUGAUUAAAAGAGAUGAGUGUAAAUAUAUUUUAAAAAACAAAGACACAAUAAGCGUUAGAAAUUUAUUUGGUUGCUUAAAUACUGUCCCACAACAUCAUGGGACGCAUGUUUUCAAUUACAAAGCAAGGCCUUGGCAUAAUCCUUUUUUUAUUUUCUCUGAAGUUGAAUUAGCUCUUUCCUAGCAACUCCUUAUUCUAAUUUAGUACCUGUCAAACAAAACUGGAAUCUAAAGAGACAAUAAAGAGAGUAGCUAGAGUUUUGUUGUAAUACAAAUUUGUAAAUUAUUAACGUGAAAGAAGGAGCAAGAGGCUCACAGUCAAAAUAUGCUUGCACAACAUUCACUGUAAAUAUUGUGAAUUGAAUUCUAAAAGGUCAUAUUUAAUAUUAAAAAAGACACACUUAAAGACUGACUAAAUAAACAGGUGUCACAUACUCCAUG